AUGGUUAUAUUCCUUGUUAAAAGAGGAGACGAGAAUCAAUUUCUCUAUGAGACGAAUGUUAAUAAGGCAGUGGAUGAUGUGGUUAAAGAUAUAACUGCAAUAUUCAAUGGAAGGCUUAAAGUUAAUCGUAUUUGUUACGAGAUGGAAGAGCUGCAAAAACAUGGAACGUUCCUGCCUCUUGAGAUGCAAGGGUUGACUGAAGAACAGAUAAAAGAGCUGAAACUUGAAGAUCCUUGGGCGAAGCGGUGCGCGCCUCAAGAUUACGUCGUACAAAAGGAUGAAAUGGGACGCCGCUGCGGCUUUGCACCGCCGUCUCAUUUGCAAGAAGUCUUGAAAAGGGCCAUGGAAACAGCGAAGGGGAUAAUAAGUAAAAAACGUGUUGAUCUUCGUGAAUGCCUAACGCAAAAGGACGUAGCAAGAGCACUCGACGAACUCCGAGGGGCAACGAAAAUUGUAUUUCCUGCUGGUCUUCCACCACAUGACCCGGUUCGAAUGGAGCUCGAAAACGUCGAGGAUCUAACUGGAACCCAAGCUGCUAAUGAAGUAAUAGAUCCCUCUAGAGCAUGUCUCUGGGCUUUUGGAAAGAAAUUUAUAAAUGGAAACAAGCUAAGUGACCACUUAGGCAAAAAUGACAAAACCAAGGUUACAGUAAAACUCUGUUCCAACUCUGAGGGAGCUCCUGGUAGAGAGCCGAUUAUGACUGAAGAUGAACGGAAGCAGUUGAUGCUUCAUGCAUAUAGGAAACAGGAAGAGUGGAAGAAACUAGAACAAGAUGACGAUGAUAGUUACCUAGAUUCCAAAUGGGCUGACGGAAAGGACCUCAAGAGACAGUUUCAUGGAUUGAACGAUAUCGCAUGGAAACCGGGAAUGAAGAAAUGUUAG
Parnassius mnemosyne (clouded apollo) is the source of this 882-nucleotide messenger RNA. The record is from the annotation of a GenBank genome assembly. NCBI's taxonomy places the organism in Eukaryota, Metazoa, Arthropoda, Insecta, Lepidoptera, Papilionidae.